AUGUCCUCUGGGUGCAGAUCGAUCUCUCAAUGGUCGCCCCGUCUGCGACUACACAGCCAUGUCUGCCGCCGCAUUAAUCAACCGCUUUCCUCGCGCUUCGUCCUUCCUUUUCCAAUCACCACCACCACAACAAUCGAUUCAUGCACAGUGAGGCACUAUGCAUCGAAGAAGCCCCGACCUGCUCCAACCAGGGCACCAGCGGUCUCUCAUCGUAAAUUCGAAGCGGAUACGGAAGAAGGCAGGCAAAGGAUAGAAAGAGCACAUCGGGUCUUGCUCACCGAAUCGGAUACCAUCUACAAAACCGCUAUACAGCACGGCGUGAUUGAAAAGAAGUUGACGCAGGAUACUUUUGAAGAUAUCGCGCGGCGGUUAAUCGAUGUAUCGGGGAGAGACUAUGCUGAUGCUGUCUCCUUGAGGAACGUAUACAAAGGUGAUCCCAAUACAGUCCUUGCCGUGGCUUCGGCGCUGAACAGGUGGAUUCCGUGGUAUCCCUUUCUCUAUCGUUGGGCUGCGCAAUCGACAGCGGAUGCCGGAGCCACGAUUUCAGUGGUGUUGUAUGUUAAAAAUGAACUCAAGAAGCCAUUUACCACCUACCAAACAAGGGAAUUCAAGCAGCUCGAGGUUUUGGCCAACAGGGGCAUUCCACUCGCAAUGCGAGUGCAAGCCGAUGUCUAUUGGGAUCAAAAGAGAUACGAAAAGGCCAUCGAGUUGCUGAAACAACUUGACAGUCGUACAUAUCCCUCAAAUACUGCUGUCGGACACAAGGACGAUAUAACCAUGCAAGGUGACGUUACUGCGCCCUGGAAUCGUCUCGCCGAAUUCUACAUUCACCUUGAUUUACAAGACAAGGCCAACGCCAUGAUGAAAACCGGCGCUCUCGAUUACCAAGACCCUGACGCCCUGAUGGCAUACGCAUUUCUAAUGAAAGCGCAAGAAGAUUGGGAAUCAUAUGAGCAAUGUGUCUCCAUCGCUGCCACAGCAGGAAAUGGGGAAGCCUGUUGGCGACUUGGCAAUUUCUACUACCAAAUAUUCCAAGGCAGGAUUCCUUCGGCAGACGCACUGCCCCAGAACACCUCCUGGUUUCAUUCCUUUUUCCACGGAUUGCUUGGUAAAUCUCGCACCCUGCAAGAGUUUCGGAAGCUAGCUAUAGAUUGGUACGAACUGGCCCUACUACAUGGCGAUAAAAAGGCAACCAGGAAUUACGUGAUCCUUUGCCGCGAGGACGGCCGCAUACAAAACGCCCUGGAAGCUCUCCACUCACUUGAGAAAAGUCAAGAGGACUGGAAUAGCCCGAACAUUAUCAAGUUACGGGCGAGGUUCGAUGAUGCGAAUUUCCAACCCAAGAUACCACAAUCCUGGCUUGAGUUAUGA
Talaromyces rugulosus is the source of this 1371-nucleotide messenger RNA. RefSeq lists its product as uncharacterized. The coding region runs from base 1 to 1371 and encodes 456 amino acids. The transcript has a single exon. Lineage: Eukaryota; Fungi; Ascomycota; Eurotiomycetes; Eurotiales; Trichocomaceae. Gene Ontology annotation, molecular function: protein binding. The record is from RefSeq and is a predicted model, not a curated record.